Messenger RNA from Brassica oleracea var. oleracea, 810 nucleotides. RefSeq names its product protein EMSY-LIKE 1. Gene Ontology annotation, biological process: defense response to fungus. The coding region runs from base 1 to 642 and encodes 213 amino acids. The record is from RefSeq and is a predicted model, not a curated record. Gene Ontology annotation, cellular component: nucleus. The transcript is spliced from 6 exons. NCBI's taxonomy places the organism in Eukaryota, Viridiplantae, Streptophyta, Magnoliopsida, Brassicales, Brassicaceae.
AUGGAAACGACUGAUCUUGUUUCUGUUACUCUUCGUGAUGCUGAAGAUCCAAAGUCAGAGUCUAACGAUGAUGAUGAUGAUGAUGAUAAGCUCACAGAAGAGUUCAAGAAAGAGAAACUCGAAGAUCUCAAAAGAAAAGCCUUUUACUCUGUUCUCCUUGCUUUCAGAGCUGAAACCUUGACUAUAGGAAACAAGAGGACUCAUCUCAUAGAGAAACUGAUGAAGGAGUUGAACAUUUCUCAAGAAACUCGCAUCUCUUUUGACGAUAACAUUCAAGAGAAUCUUAUUGCCCACCAACAAAGCGUUAUUUCAAAGUUCAAGGAAGCAGAACCGAAGCCAUUGACCAUAUCUGACAAGACACCACCUCUGGUUCCGACUUAUGUUGCUACACUUGGCUCAAGCUGGGGCAGAGUUAAUAAUCCCCAUGCUCUAGUUGGAAGACGGGUUCGUCUAAGAAUGUGUUGUGAAGAUGAGUUCGAAGACUUCGUGGUCAAAGAGUAUAACGCAAAAGAUGAAAUGCAUGGCUUGGAGAACGUAGACUCGAAUGCAAUGGAGAUGGAUGACGAGUUAAGCUGGGUGGAUGUCAGAGAAGUUCCACCGGAAGAUAUUAUAUGGAGAGAUGGAGAAGCGCCAUACUUUUAAACGCCUACUGCAUUGGGUGCAGGACAAUAAUGAGUAUCACCAAAACACUCUUAUGAACUUGUUUGAUUGACAUCUUUAGUACUUAGUUUUUUUUUUUGGAUGUUUUGGUUGGACUUAGAGAAGAAAUGGGUCAGUGUAAAGGUGUUCAACAUGAUGAUUCAAGUAACU